This is a messenger RNA of Caenorhabditis elegans, 451 nucleotides long. RefSeq names its product FIP (Fungus-Induced Protein) Related (gene nssp-6). The transcript is spliced from 3 exons. The coding region runs from base 38 to 394 and encodes 118 amino acids. Lineage: Eukaryota; Metazoa; Nematoda; Chromadorea; Rhabditida; Rhabditidae. The record is from RefSeq and is marked reviewed.
ACAGUCAAUUGGGCAAUUCAUCCAUAAGACAACUAAUAUGUACUUCCGUCUAUUUCUUGUACUUGUCAUCUGCGCCACAACGGCUCUCGCCAUGUUUGAUCAUGGUCCAAAAUAUGGAUCGCACCAGUUCAAACCAGUAUAUCUGAGCCCAUAUGGAUCAAAAUACGAAUCCUAUGGAAAAUACGAUGAUCAUAAAGACUCCCACUACCAACCAUCCUACUAUCAUGAUUCUUAUGAGCCAAAGUACAACAGUGGACAUGAUCAGAAAUCUGGAAAUGAUUACUACUCAUCCUACCAACCAUCUCAUCAACCAUACUAUGGUGGUUCUUAUUACAAUGAGCAACCAAAGUACAACGAUUACCACGGAUCCCAAAACUACUAUGAUAAAUACUGAUUUAAAUGAAAUUUGUGAUAACAUGCCUUUUGUGAGAAUAAAUUUUUCCAUAGCUUA